Molecule: messenger RNA, 2856 nt
Organism: Monopterus albus (swamp eel)
Lineage: Eukaryota; Metazoa; Chordata; Actinopteri; Synbranchiformes; Synbranchidae
Gene: r3hcc1
Product: R3H domain and coiled-coil containing 1
Exons: 8
Coding region: 610-1791 (393 amino acids)
Molecular function (GO): nucleic acid binding
Source: RefSeq, a predicted model, not a curated record
GGUUUUCGGCAUGGUGAAGUCAAGGCAUCAAAAUAUCUUCCCGCGAUACUUCUGUGUUAAGAGGUCCGUACUACUGUAUAUUCGUUUUUGGCAAUGUAUGCAGUAGUGUUCUUCGAGCAUAACAUCACUAGCUGCUUAAUAGACAACAGCGGAAAGCCCGUUUAAAUUUUUGGAAAUAUUAGCUAAAGGUAACGUCUGGUAGACUGGCAGUUGCCACACGUAAGCUACGUUCACUAAACUGCUAAGCUAGCUCAAUUUUUAACGCUUGGUUGAAGGAACGAAACGACCCUAGCUAGCUAAGCUUUUUGCUCUAACAGCUAACGUCACUUACCGUUAGCUUUAAUGUUAGUUAACAUAAUGCUCAAUAUCGUUAAUUUGGCUGGCGUUAACCUUUCUAACCCUAAUUACUAGGUAACGUUACACGCCAUAGUAAUUUUUGGCAUACAACAAACUGAUUCUAACGUUUUAAGAUAACUUGUUGACUGUGUCAGUACUAAUUUUACUUCACACACUGUCAACAAGACCCGUUCUACUCCGUCAACCCUGGCGUUUCCUUGUUUCGAUGGGAUUUAUUUACCAAAGCAAGAAAAUACAUUCUUGCAUCAUGUCAUGGAUGAACUGGAAACAUACCAAAAGAAGAGCAACCGCAAGAGUGUGCUCCUGUUCCCUCCACUACCCAGCAGACUGCGAUACUUGAUUCACAAAGCCACAGAGGACCUGCCAGAGUUCACUACAUUCUCAGUAGGAGAGAAUGGGCAUCGUAGGGUGGUGGUCUGCCAUUCUGAACUCAGGAAUGAGAGAGAAGACGACAGUAGCCUAGAGAAAAACAGCUUGUGUGAAGAUCCUGUAAGAAGUAGGGAGCCCGGUUCCUCGGUCCAGCAGCAAAGCCGAAGACCAAAAAGACCGGACAAACCCCUUUUCACACCUCGAGCUGUUCGUGAGAGGAUGUCCUUACAAAACCCACAAGGACCCACAGCAUACAAAGAGCUGUCAAAUUUAGCUUCUAGUAGCUGUACUUGCCCCAGAGGUUCAUCUGACUCUUGUUUCUCUCAUGAAACUACCAAAUUCACAAGCUCCUCAUCCACAUCCAGCCAGGAAUCUGUCCCCAGUGUAGCGAGCGGUAUUCUCAACCAUAUUGCAGAGAGUUCAGUAUGUCCUCCCGAGGAGGAGUUGGAGCUGAGGCUGCAUGAUGCUGAGACCUUGGUUUGGGACCAGGCUUUGUCUUCUUUUGCUGACAUGACUCUGGCGGACUAUGAGAAGGACAAGGAAAACCUGGCCAGUGGCCCAUAUUGCACCCAGACAGAAGACAAUAGCACAGAUCUGGAUGUUGUAAGUGAGAUUAAGGUGCAUCUGAAAGACACAGUGUCUUUUUCCAUUGAACACGUCCACAAUGACUUCUCUAUUUAUGAGAAUGUGUGCAUCAACCCUGAUGAGUUUCGUCACGUCAUUGAAAUCUAUGACUUCCCAUCUAUGCUUAAAACAGAUGACAUCCUGGAUGCUUUCACAGAGUACAGUGAUGGAGGAAUGAAGAUCAAGUGGGUGGACAACACACACGCCCUGGGGGUUUUCUCCAGUGAGUCAGCAGCACUCCAUGCCCUCUCCAUCUGCCACCCACUGUUGAAGGUACGGCCAUUGGCAAAAGGGAGUAAAAAAUCCAAAGGCAAGGCUAUGAGACGAGCAGAGUUUAUCCAGCCAGUGAAAGAACGUCCCAGGACAGACUGUGCUGCUGCCAGGCGGAUGGUGACCAGAGCAUUGGGGCUGCAAGGACGUGGACAAGUGCAGCGAUACUAAGGAGAACUGCUUUUACACUACUGGCACAUACAGAACAGUCCAUCAGAAGUCUGCCUCCAUUCACUGAAGAAGCCACAAUGGCCACAAGUCUCUGGUCAUCAACUGCAGCAGGCCCAUGUUGUAAAGAGGGAAACUUACAGAGCUGACUGUCCCAUGUCACCAACACUGGCCCUGCUGAAGUGUCCUCAAGUAUGACACUGAAUCACCACCAGCGUCAGCCGUUGUUCUGUAGCUCAACCUGUCAUUGUGUUGUUCCUGUUGUCACUAAUAAGGCAUUGACAUAAGUCUAAUGUAGACUGUGGGUACAUCCCAUAUCUGUUAUAGGUUCGUUCCUAUGUCCAGGACAUAACCUGGACUUGACUGCAUGCUACCUGGAAACUUAAAGUACAUUUCAAGGUUGCUUAAUUUCCAGUCAGGAGGUGAAUCCCAAUUCCACUAAUUGCAUCUAUGUUUCCCCUCACUUGUCUUCUUCCUUGUGCACUCGUGUAUCCCUGGUUUUAGCUCCUCUAGGCAGCCUACUUGCUCCUUAAAGCAGAAACGAGAGCUUUUGGACAUCCUUCAUCAUGGUGGACCGGAACAACUUUGAGUCAAGUGAGGACAGAGGAACAAUAAACUAAGGGAAUUGGGAUUCACCUAGGGUGAUGCUAGAUUGGUUGUACAAGCCUGUACAUAGUAAUUAUUUAUUAGCUUGUUGUCAAAUUCCUGCACAGAUUUUCAGGAUCUGGUUCUAUUCCACUGUGUGCUGUAGUUACCGACAGAUUUACAUGCAGAUUUUUAAAUGGAGUGCACAACUCCCAACAGUUAAAAGUAAUGUACUGUCAAUCCAUUAACUGAAGCAAUUCUGUUUGGGGGAAAAAACAUUUUGGUUAAGUUCUUAGACAAACAAACCUGGGUUAUUUUGAGAGUUCAAGUUGUUUUUCUCUGUCGAUUUAAUAAGUUCUUGAUUAAAGUUUAACUCCAAUCUUCUGUAACAGGUUGAAUUUGUAUGUCAUUUUAAAUUUGAAUUUUACUUUUCUGAAAGUGGUAUUAAUGCAGCCCGAGUUUCUACAUUUUGUUUAACAUACA